AUGACUAGAACAAAUAAAUGGACUGAACGCGAAUCAAAAGCUAAUCCAAAGUACUUCUCACACACUGGUAACUACGGUGAAUCCCCAAAUCACAUCAAAAAACAAGGUUCCGGCAAAGGUAACUGGGGUAAGCCAGGUGACGAGAUCGAUGAUUUAAUUGACAGUGGUGAAAUACCUCCAGUAUUCAAGAAAGAUAGAAGAGGGUCAAACUCUCAAGCACAUGAACAGAAGUUCGAAAACACCCAAAAGGAAUAA
This is a messenger RNA of Saccharomyces eubayanus, 255 nucleotides long. It is a transcript of the gene STF2, whose product is annotated as ATPase-stabilizing factor family protein. Bases 1 to 255 code for a protein of 84 amino acids. The record is from RefSeq and is a predicted model, not a curated record. NCBI's taxonomy places the organism in Eukaryota, Fungi, Ascomycota, Saccharomycetes, Saccharomycetales, Saccharomycetaceae. The transcript has a single exon.